Cladocopium goreaui is the source of this 1003-nucleotide messenger RNA. Lineage: Eukaryota; Dinophyceae; Suessiales; Symbiodiniaceae. The record is from the annotation of a GenBank genome assembly.
AAAACACUUACGCUCUACUUGCAAAUGCAGCGUGGCACGCUGGAUGCUGGUGCGCUCAGAAUAGGAGAUGGCGAGUCCAUUUCAAGGAGAAAUAUUUGGUUUGGUCAUGAAUUUGUUGAUGAGGAAACGAUGCAACAUGUGAGAAGCGUGGUUGUAGCAGCUGGGGUGAUGGCCGCUCUCCAGGUCGUGUCGCUUUUGCUCGCUUUACUGACGAAACAUCACUUUGAGGGGGCGCUCAUCAACUUCAUGCUUGGGAUGAUACUGCCUGGUUGCGGGUAUUGUGGUGCAACACGCACCAAUUCCGAACUGAUGUGCUGCUUUUCGUUCACAAGUCUUUUGUCCGCGAUUUCCCAAAUGCUGCUGAUGCUAAAUUCGCUUCUGGCUAUUUGGUUUAUCAGUGAAAACGAAGAGGUUUUUUGCGAAGCGCUGUGCCAAGUUACUGGUUGUGGCAAUCACAGCAGGAUUUGCAGCUGUCAAAUAGGCUGUGGAGAAUCGUGCUGCAGUGACUUUGCUGAGGUGUGUCACAAUGGACAGCAGCUGCUGGCACCUAUGAGCUGCAUUGACUUAGAAGCAACACUGGGCUACAAGACUCAUGUCGCAGCAACAGUGAUCAUGCUGAUAUCUCCUCUUGUCAUUGGCUUGAGCGUCUAUGCUUGGCACCAUGGCCGAAAGCUCUACGAGCGGCUGUCAGCAGGUGAGGUCUUGCUCGUGCGUGGCGAGAGAAGGAGCGAAGAUGAGGCGUUCGAAUAGUGAUCUCAGCGGAUACCAAAAGUGGUUCUGAAAUUUGGGCCACAGCGGCGACCAGGUUCCGCAGCUGUGAAAUUUCCGCAGCUGCCAUGGUUCUGAUGGUCGACGCUACCGCUACUAGAAAAUUAUUUGAUAUUAUUUGGCUCGAAGUUGAUGACCGAUCAGGAGCUUGAAGGCUGAUAUGGCUGUGUAUAAAGCUCUGCACGGCUAAACAGGCCGAAUCGCUGAAUCUGACUGUGUUCACAAGCGGCAAAAC